AUGGCUGACUCCUGUGCAGGAGACGCGGCCGCCUCCGCGGGCGGGAAAAGGCCACAGUUCGGCGGCCGCUUGCUGAGCGACCCGGCGCGCGUCUUCCACCACAAUGCCUGGGACAAUGUGGAGUGGUCAGAAGAACAGGCCGCGGCGGCGGAGAGGAAAGUGCAAGAGAACAGUGCCCAGCGGGUGUGCCUGGAGAAGCAAGUUGAUUAUGAAAUCAAUGCCCACAAAUACUGGAAUGACUUUUACAAAAUCCACGAAAAUGGGUUUUUCAAGGACAGACAUUGGCUUUUUACUGAAUUCCCAGAACUGGCACCAAGCAAAAACCCAGAUAACUUGAAGGAUUUGCUCUCAGAGACCAAGAAUGAAAUAUGUGAAGGCAGAAACAGUGAGGAUGGACCUGGUUUAAUAAUAGAAGAGCAGCACAUGUGUUCUUCAAACAGCCUUGAACAUAAAACACAGGUGCUUCCUGUGGAGAAGAAUAUAACUCAGAAACUCAGUCACCUGGAAAUCUGUGCUGAGGAGUUUCCUGGAUCCUCAGCCACCUACCGAAUACUCGAGGUUGGUUGUGGCGUGGGAAACACAGUCUUUCCAAUUUUACAAACUAACAAUGACCCAAGACUCUUCAUUUACUGUUGUGAUUUUUCUUCCACGGCUGUAGAGCUGGUCCAGACAAAUUCAGCUUAUGAUCCCUCUCGGUGUUUCGCCUUUGUUCACGAUCUGUGUGACGAAGACCAGAGCUACCCGGUACCCAGCAAGAGUCUCGAUAUUAUCAUCCUUAUAUUUGUUCUUUCAGCAGUUGUUCCAGACAAGAUGCAGAAGGCCAUCAGCAGGCUGAGCGCACUCCUGAAGCCUGGAGGUAUGAUGCUUCUGCGUGACUAUGGCCGCUAUGACAUGGCUCAGCUCCGCUUUAAAAAAGGUCAAUGCCUGUCUGAAAAUUUCUAUGUCAGAGGUGAUGGCACCAGAGUUUACUUCUUCACACAAGGCUCGCUGGAACUCCUUCGGGGACUGCAUAAGCUUUCAGCCUUGGACUCUUAAAGGUGGGCAGAGGACGAUUAAACAUGGCCAGGGUAGAUUCAAGUACGACCUGAGUGCCACUCGACUAGGCACAAAUUGGCCUGUGAUUCUGACUCCAAAUUGUACCCCUUGACAAUCUCAAGGUAGUGCUGCGUUGGCUGGGAAGGCAGCUCCACAUGUGUGGCUGCUCAGGAAGUUGUGUGGUUUAGAUUCACGUCUUGAGAGAAGUUUCUGAAACUGGUCUCAGCACUGUUAAUAUGGCUGAAGAGGUAAGUUCAAUGUUGUUUGAAAAACGAGGGCCCACUUAACUUGAGACAGGUGCACUUCAGCUGUUGGCAUGCAGCUGUGUCCAGAAGGCCUGGCCUGGGCUGGGGUGUAACAGCACGAGAGCCCAGGCCCUCCCAGCACCAAGGGAACCCUGAUCCCCAUUUUAUGUGCUUCCUCCUGAGCCUGGUCCCUGCUCAUGCUGUCCCACCUGUUUGCAGUGAGCCCACUACCUGCCUUCAUGUGAGUUCAUACCUUUUGGGCAAAAUCAGGGCUUGAAAACUUAGUAGUGAAAGGACAAGCAAGCUAAGCUACCCCACCUCCCUCUGACUCCCAUUCUGCCUACAGACAUUACUCUAGUCAUCGCGGGGAGUUCUGUCUGAGGCUGAAAAGAAGCGCUCAGGACAAACAGCUUCUUUCAGUCUGUUCACAAAGGCCUGUUCUUUGGUUUGUGGCUGCAGCUGCUAUUUUCAGAGCCCGGCUGCAUCGAUGCGUUGCAGAUGUUUAAAAUACUUCUUAAGUUGGUAUCAGGUUGUGAUUUGGGAAACUCGGUUGAAAGGUGGAGGAAGCACCAAUGGUGAACUUCACAGGUCAGGACACUGAAAUGUGCAUUGUGGCCACUUCACUUUAGGCCAGUGUAUCUCUUGGUUCAAGAUCAGACACUGUCUCUUGACUGUAGUCAUCGGAACAUGCUGCGCAACCAAAGCACAAGACAGAGAGCCCCGGGUGGCUGCCAAGCUCCUGUGGCGCCCUAAGACCCAGUAGCCAGUGACCUUGACCAAAGCCUGACACUUGGCCUCUUCACCCUGUGGGGAUCCCCAGAUUGCAUUCAUUCAUCACCCCCCACCACCACAACCACCGCUCUCCUUUCUCUAAGUUUAGAUUUCUCCAUUGAAACUUAAAAUAUCCUUAGAAGCACCAUGUUGAAACAUUUAUCAGCAAUAACUCGUUAGAGAAACACCUCCGAGGGGAUGAGCAGGACUGGGAAAAGCCCCAAAGCAUCCACAGCCUUGCUUCCCAGGACUCGGAACUUGCUGAGUGGUAAUGGCUGACACUGGAGCUUGCUAAAUAGCAGGUUCAUGGGAGGAGCUUUGUAUUCUGGACAUUCAGCAGAGUAGCAAAGCACUUGGCCCACGAUCUGGGCUCAAAGAAUAAGGGCUGAAUGACAAAAUUACCUUUUUUCGUGUUCUGUCCCUUUGCCCCAUCUGACUACUACUUCCACAGUUUAUGGUUAACUUCAGAGACCUGGAGUGUACAGGUAUAUGGUUGUAUCACUUCCAACUGGCUUAAAGGUACAGACGAGGGUCGAAAGGCACAGGGGUCACACACACCCCUGGACAGAAAUGUAGAAGGUCACCAGAAGGGCUCUGACAAGUGUACACUCCACUGCAAACCUGGGCGCUCUCUGCUCCUUAGUCCUUGUGUGAGAGGUGACCCCUACCAACUCCUGAGGCUCCACGUCUCAGCAGGAUGGACGUGUGCACACGUGCCCCUGCACAUCCAGAGUGAGCAGUUCACGCCUGCAGAACGGGUUUCUUUUACCGACGUUCCAGCACUACAGUUAAUCUACUUGAGCUGUUCAAAUUACUUGGCUUCCGAAAUUUACCUUUAAAUGAUUUUCUAUCACGGUGGUAAAUGUAAAGUAUCCUUUGUCAUGAGUAGAAAGUAUUUCCUGAAAAUAAAUACAAUGUAAAAGAAGGACGAUUACAAGU
Molecule: messenger RNA, 2990 nt
Organism: Talpa occidentalis (Iberian mole)
Lineage: Eukaryota; Metazoa; Chordata; Mammalia; Eulipotyphla; Talpidae
Gene: METTL2A
Product: methyltransferase 2A, methylcytidine
Exons: 9
Coding region: 1-1035 (344 amino acids)
Molecular function (GO): tRNA (cytidine-N3)-methyltransferase activity
Source: RefSeq, a predicted model, not a curated record